AAAUACUCGCAUAUUAUUAUCGAAGCAGUCAACAGACCGUAGCUUUCCGACUCGUAUUAUAUUGCUUAGCUUCCGCCCCAAUUAAGUAUCGAUAGAACGUGAUAUCCUUAGCCAGGAUGCACAACUUGAUCAAGAGUCGCGCCGUUUUUGAGAUAUUGAAGAAGCCGCUGCCCGAGCUGCUGCGUUUCUACAGAGAGAAUGAGAGCGAAAGCGACUGCGAGGAAACCGCGGCAGAUCCCGGAGACGCAGCAGCAGAAGCAGCUGCUGAAGCAGAAGCAGAAGCAGCCGCAGCCGCAGCCAAGCUAAAUGUGAACGCGAGCGUGUUUGUGCCGCGCUCCAAGGAUGCCAGCGUCGAGGCCGAGGACGUGCGUCUGGGCGAGCUGAAGCGCCACUUCGAGGCACUGGACGUGCGCAAGCCGACGCAGCCGAAGCUAAUGCUGCCCUGGAAGGGCUUUCCCAAGCCGAUACCUGCCGACCGAUCCAGCAAAGCGUCUUCGGCCCAGAGCAAAGAUCUGAGGGUUGCAGUCAUUGGUGAUGAGACAAAAGGCGAGGCCCGUCUGAAGCGCGCUCAACCGGACAAGGAGUCGUCCACGUCGCCGGGCAGUCGCAAGAAGCAGCUGAAAGAGCGUUCCCUCAUAAAGUCCGCCGUGCCGGACGAGAAGCGGCGCGAGCAGGAGCGUAAGGUGGCCCUGGAGGCGCUGAAGCUGGUCGAGCAGCGACGCAUGCGAGAGACCCUUGACCAGCCACAGAUCAUAGUUCAUCUGACACGUUCGCCCGUGGACUUUACGCCGGAGGAGCGCGUGCGUGUCAACCGGCUGCGCAUCAUCAAGCGCGAACACAUCGAGAGCGUGCUGCGCGAGAUGCGCGACGAGCUGGAGAUGAAGCAGCAGCAAAAGGCCGACGGCAUGCAGCCAGCCAGUCGCUACAUAUGCCUGCAACGCGCAGCCAAGCCCGACGCCCAGUCCACACCCCAGCCGGAGCAGCAGCCGCCGCCGCCGCCGGCGAGCUCAACACCGAAGCGUUAUAUACCCACGGUAAAGCAGUGGGACGAGCGCUGCAAGGCCAAGGCCAACGAGGCGGCGGCAGGCGCCAACAAGGAGAACAACAACAUGGCCGGCAGGACUCUGAUCAAGCUCGAAGAGAACGCAGCGGCAUCACAGCGUGCCAUGGGCCCAUCCAGCCAGGGCAACAUCAUGCACACAGCCACAGCCGUGGGUCAGAGCAAGCCGCAGCCAAGCGGCGCCAAGGAUCGCGAGCUCUUUGUGCCGCGCUAUUGGCCACCGGCUCCGCUGGUGGCCAGAGGCGAGCGGCGUCGCGGCAAUCUGACCCACGCCCGCAAUAUAACGCGCGCCUUUGCCAAUUGCGGCCUGCUGCCCACGCCGUCGCCCGCCUGGGAGGCGUCUGCCAAGGAGGACUACGAGAUGCCGCAGGUGGCGAAGAAAUCGGUGAAACGCUACGGUAUGGAAGAGCUGCUUCAAUUGGAGCCACAACCACACGAACUUGAGAAGCCCCACAUCGCUGAGGCACUCCAAAAGCUCGGAUUCAUAUGCGCAUAAUUGCAGCUACCGAGCCAAAUACCUUGCCCUUGGCUCUGCCUCUGUAUUUGUCCCUGUUUUAAGUUCCUUGUGUAUUCAGUUAGUUUGUUCUUGUUCAUGUUUUCUCCUUUCAACCAGUUGCAUUUCCUGCUGUUUAACGUUCAGCUCUUUGUCUCGGCUAAAGAUGAGCUAUAUACCAUUUAUAUUGAGCACCUCUGGAUUUGCAACUCAAUUAUUAUUAAUAAUAAA
Drosophila novamexicana is the source of this 1784-nucleotide messenger RNA. Its product is annotated as actin cytoskeleton-regulatory complex protein pan1. NCBI's taxonomy places the organism in Eukaryota, Metazoa, Arthropoda, Insecta, Diptera, Drosophilidae. The coding region runs from base 117 to 1556 and encodes 479 amino acids. The record is from RefSeq and is a predicted model, not a curated record. The transcript is spliced from 2 exons.